Molecule: messenger RNA, 2217 nt
Organism: Micromonas pusilla CCMP1545
Lineage: Eukaryota; Viridiplantae; Chlorophyta; Mamiellophyceae; Mamiellales; Mamiellaceae
Product: ARID/BRIGHT DNA binding domain protein
Exons: 1
Coding region: 1-2217 (738 amino acids)
Molecular function (GO): DNA binding
Source: RefSeq, a predicted model, not a curated record
AUGGCUCGGUUGGACAAGCGCGUCGCCGCGUUCGGCCCUCCUCGCGAGGCGCCGCCGCCGCAGCCCCCGCCUCGGAUGCCGCCGGGGAAGCUCAAGGUCAAGCUCGUGCGCGGCGGCGGGCCGUCGUCCGCGUCGCCGUCGCCGUCCGCGAGCGGCGCGCGAGCGGGGAACCAACCGACGGCGACGCACUCUAAGAAGCCGACGCCGCCGCCGACGCGAGGGACGAGCGCGGAGCCGGAGGUGGAGCGCGCGUCGCCGCCGGAACCGGAACGACGCGACGGCGGCGGCGACGCGUCGACGUCGUCGUCGUCGUCGUUCGAGCGCAUUCUUCGCGCGUUCCACGACGCGCGCGGCGUGAAGUUCCGCGUCCCAAUCUUCGCGCAUCGCGCGUUAGACCUUCGGAAGGUGUACGUGGAGGUGCGCGCGCGGGGCGGGCACGACGAGGUGUGCAAACACAAGCGGUGGUUGGAGGUGUCGCGGACGCUCGGGGUGAAUCUGACGGGUCUCACGAGCGCGGGGUUCCAGAUGAGGAAGAACUACGAGGCGUGUUUGCUCGCGUACGAGAGGAAGGAGACGCGCGGCGGGGAUGACGGCGACGACGACGACGACGACGACGACGACGACGGCGGCGACGAGGAGGAGAAUUCCGACGGGGAGUAUUCCGACUCGGACGACGCGCGCGAGGCGCGGAAAGUGCGCCUCCUCAGAGAGCGCGUCCGCUUAGAAGAGCUCCAACUCAAGCUGAGAGUCCUCUCCGCGAAGGAGGCGUCGAGGAAGAAAGUCGUCGCGGAGACGGCGGGCGGAGGGAGAAGCCGCGGGCGCGCGCGCGGCGCGGCGUGGACCGGCGUCUGGGUCGCGUACGGCGCCGAGCGUCCGGCGGGCGCCGCCGACGCGAUUUUCGCGCGGGAGAUUCCGCGGGCGCGCGACGGCGAUCGUCCGCGGUGGGCGCAGUGCCAGGCGUGCCGCGGGUGGCGCGAUUUAGGGACGCCGCCGGGAAGAGGGCGCGCGUCGAGGGGGCGGCCGCCGCGCGCGCGGCUCGCGGCGGCGCCGGCGACGAGAGGAAAGUACAGCUGGACGACUUCCGCGGCGGCCGUCGUCACCGCGAAGGAUUUACGCGACGCCGCGCUCGACGCCGCGAGGGAAGGCGACGCCCGCGCCGCGGGCGUCGUGUUCGUCGACGACGACGGGAACGACGUCGAAGAAAACGCGCCGUGCGCGGUGGAUCACCUCGCCGCCGCCGCCGUCGCGCUCGCGACCGACGCGCCGUUGGCGUCGCUGUCAUCGUUGGACGCGAUGGCGGCGGCGGCGGCGGGGGAAUCGCUCUAUCAGAUAGAGUGCGCGAUCGUGGACGACGUGAUCGAGGAAGCGGUGGACGACGUCGUGGACGCGGCGGAGCGGGAGGAGGCGGAGGAGGCGGAGAAGGCGGCGGCGGCGGCGGAGGCGGCGGAGGCGGCGCCCGUCGCGACGAACGUCGACGCGCCGCCCGACGAGAAGAAGGAGCCGCCUCCGACGCCGCCGAUGAACCCCGUCGCGCCGCCGAGCCUCCGCCUGACGUUCGUCCUCCGGAAGCCCGACCCGGCGCCGGCGCCCGCGCCCGCGCCCGCGCCCGCGCCCGCGGCGUCGGACGACGCGUCGUCGGACGAGGGCGAGGGCGAAGGCGACGACGAAGACGACGACCGCCCCGAGUUCCCCGCCGACGUCUGCGGCUGUGUCCCCGCGGUCCCGAGCGGGUGGUCGCGUUGGGAGGCGAUCAGGAAGAAUCCGGCGAACAACGGGUCGUGGGCCGCGGACUGUUACUAUCGUACCCCCGGCGGUGACGGCGACGGCGGCGGCGGCGCGGGCAAGGCUUUCGUGUUGCGAUCGGACGAGGAGAUCUCGCAGUUUCUCAAGGCGGACGCCGCGGGCGGGUUCCUCCUGUACGCGCACCUGUCCAUGAAUGACUUCAUGUGCAAGCCCUUCACGCGGUUGCGGAUCCAAUCCCGCGGAGGGGGCGGCGCGGCGGCGGCGGCGGCGGCGGCGGCGGCGGCGACGACGACGACGGCGACGGAGGAGGACGCCGGGGAGGUGCGCGUGACGCACCACUGGAGAGAGCUGCAGCCCGGCGGCGCGGAAGCGCUCGCGCGCGCGAGGGAAGCCGCCGCGGCGAGACGAGGCGUGAAGCGGCGACGACGGCCGGACGAGCACGACGUGAGGGAGGACGAUCCAGACGUGUGGUGA